AGACGCUCCAAAGUUUGGGAGCGCGGCGCGGAAACUCUCCAAAGAGUUUUCAGCUCGUGCUUCAGGACUGUGUUCAAGUAAAAGCAGACAGGAGGAAAGUUUCAGAGAAAAAAGAAGGAAACUGAGCCGCGGGGAGAGUCGGGAAAAGGCACAAGGGCGGAAUGGUCCUCCAGCCGAGCGGCACAUGUGAGCCAAGAGGCCACCGGUAAAACAUUUUUAUACUUCAAAGAAACAAGGGCAGAAAGACAAGAGGAGAGACUCUCUUAGAGCUGACUGUCAGGAGUGUCCUGUCACCUCGACACGAUGGUCUGCCUGCCCGGGUUCAGCUGGGUCUUCAUCAGCGCUCUCCUGCAUAUAGCGGCACCCCGGGGCGCAGCGCGGCCGGACAGACCGAGGCAGUGCGACACACCGAAGUCGCAAAGUGACAUGAACUCUUUCCUGUGGAAGAUCAAGCGAGCGCCUCCUCACCCUCCAUCUUAUUUAUUCGGUACCAUCCACGUACCCUACACCCGGGUCUGGGAUUUCAUCCCCGACCAGUCCAAGCAGGCUUUCCACAACAGCCGCAACGUUUUCUUCGAGCUGGAUUUAACCGAUCCUCUGACCAUCUCCAAGCUGACUAGCUGCCAGCUGCUCCCGCAUGGUGAGAACCUGCAGACUCUGCUACCUCGAGACCUGUACCGUCGUCUCAAGCGCCACCUGGACUACGUCAAACACAUGAUGCCGUACUGGAUGACCCCGGACCAGCGUGGCCGAGGUUUGUACGCAGACUAUUUGUUCAACGCUAUUGCAGGAAACUGGGAGAGGAAAAGGCCUGUGUGGGUGAUGCUGAUGGUGAACUCGUUGACGGAGUGGGACGUUCGUUCCAGGGGGACACCUGUGCUGGAUCUGUUUUUGGCUCAAGAGGCAGAAAGAAUGGGAAAGGCGACUGGGGCAGUGGAGCGGGUGGAGGAGCAGUGUCACCCCCUGAAUGGGCUGAACUUCUCUCAGGUGCUGUUUGCUUUGAACCAGACACUGCUGCAGCACGAGGGUGUCCGAGCAGGCAGCCUGCAGGGCUCCUUCACCACCGAGGACCUCAUUACCCACUACAACUGUGGGGACCUCAGCUCCAUCAUCUUCAACCAUGACACUUCACAGCUGCCUCACUUCAUCAAUAGCUCUCUGCCAGCUCAUGAUCGCACAACAGCCCAGCAGAUUGACAGCUACUUCCGCCAGGAACUAAUCUACAAACGCAACGAGCGUAUGGCUCGCCGCGUGUCCGCCUUGCUGCAGAGAAAUCCGAACCAGACAUACUUUUUCGCUUUUGGUGCAGGCCAUUUCCUUGGGAACCACAGUGUGUUGGACAUCCUUAGGCAGGAGGGCUAUGAGAUCGUCCACAUGCCCUCUGAUUACCAGGAGCCAAUCACAGAGACCAAACCAACUGAAGAACCUAGAGGGGAGUCAAAUGAGGGGACCACAGACACAAUUUCAACAUCUACCACCAGCUGGCUGACCACUCCACCAGAGACAGAGAUUGAGCUGGAGGAACCAGAUGACAUGCCCGGCCUCGGCGAUGAGGAGUUGCCUCACAUGCUGCGCCCUGACAGCCUGAGCCAGCUGGAGGAAUUUGGCCGACACAAACGUCCCCGUAAAGCCCAUCGGGGCGGCCAUGGCAGACCCCGCCUCUUCAGUGACCUGUGGGUUCGGAUUGGGGACAGCACUACUCCACCACCUAAUGUGAGGAUAAUCAACGGCUAUGUGACAGUGGAGCCUCCACUCACACAUUGGGAGCAGCGUAGACAGAUGGAGAUCUUUGCUGCUGAGCGUCAUCUCAGUCCAGCAUCCUCCACUGCUCCAUACCCCAGCUCUGCCCAGCCAGUGUCAGUCCACAGCACACUCACACUGUCCUGUAUUUUAGCCUGGCUUCUGUCACACAUGCUGUUCACCUCCUGACCAGAAGACAGCAUUUUCUAAUGGACAAAAACUCAAGACACUUCUGCCUCAGAGCAGUGGAAUGUACCUGAUAAACAACGAAUGACCAUCAGCACAUGCAGAAAUAAGACGGAGGAAUGUUGUAGUCUGGAAAUCACGUCCUCGAGUAGGACGGCCCUGGUGUUGGCCGUCCCCUACAAGAGGUGAUGAGCUCUAGUCCAUCAAAGUCUUUAUGAACUUCUGAAAAUGUGUGGAAUAAGCUCACAGCCAGGAAACAAGCAACAAGUAGACUUUGACUGAUGGCUUUGAAAGAGAGUCAUCAAACCUCAUGAAAGUAUUAUGGUUGAAUAACAAACACAAUGAAGACCUUUAACGCUGAAGAGUUUGUGUGGUGGAAUUAUCUACCAACUAAAAUCUGAAAUACAGUAGUGAAAUUAAGAUCAACAUUAAUGAUGAGAAUAGAAGAUACUAAUAAUGACUGAUGAAUGAGCUGAAUUCACAGUCAGCAGUACUGUGUAGGAGGUGGAGCUCUAUGUUGCCACUAUUGUAAAUUGUGCAUUUUGUUCAUAAAGAAAUAUUGUAUAUUUAUU
Cheilinus undulatus (humphead wrasse) is the source of this 2498-nucleotide messenger RNA. It is a transcript of the gene trabd2b, whose product is annotated as TraB domain containing 2B. Bases 304 to 1929 code for a protein of 541 amino acids. NCBI's taxonomy places the organism in Eukaryota, Metazoa, Chordata, Actinopteri, Labriformes, Labridae. Gene Ontology annotation, biological process: negative regulation of Wnt signaling pathway. The transcript has 7 exons. Gene Ontology annotation, molecular function: Wnt-protein binding; metalloendopeptidase activity. Gene Ontology annotation, cellular component: organelle membrane. The record is from RefSeq and is a predicted model, not a curated record.